Acyrthosiphon pisum (pea aphid) is the source of this 795-nucleotide messenger RNA. RefSeq lists its product as uncharacterized. The transcript has a single exon. NCBI's taxonomy places the organism in Eukaryota, Metazoa, Arthropoda, Insecta, Hemiptera, Aphididae. The record is from RefSeq and is a predicted model, not a curated record. Bases 1 to 795 code for a protein of 264 amino acids.
AUGGUGUUAAGAGAUUGGCUUUCAUAUUCUCCAAGUGAAAAUAAAAUAUAUUGUUUACAUUGUAUGCUGUUUGGUAAACAUCCACAAAAAGCGUGGGUACAAGACGGGUUUCGACAGUUUAAAAAUGGAAGUAUUGCCAUUAUAACCCAUGCAACUACUACUAUACAUGUGGAUGCUGCCCUACAAGUAAAAUUAAAGACAUCAGUCUUGACUUUAAUUCCAUCAUUAGUUGAAGAAAAGAAAAAACAAGUGUCUUUAAAUAGAGGAAUAGUAAGCCAACUUAUAGAUAUAAAAACAUUUCUUGGACAACACUCUCUUGCUUUCAGAGGAUAUAGAGAACAAUGGACAAAUAUUGUAGAAGGUAAUGUUAAAGAUAUGCUUAUUUUACUUUCUAAACAUUCACCAGAUAUUUCUAUGCACAUUACCAAUAUUCAAAUGAAAUCUAGAAAAGAAUUAUCAUUCAUUAGUUGGGAUCGUCAAAACACAUUAAUAAAUGCUAUUGCUCAAGAAAUUAUAAAUAUUAUAAAAUGUGAAAUACAGAGUGCUCGUUUCUUUAGUAUCAGUAUUGAUUCUACAUUUGACAUUUCUAGAACAGAACAAGUUUCUUUUAUUAUACGGUAUGUUGAAGAAUCAGGUAAAAUUAAUGAAAGAUUAAUUGCUAUGAAAGAUUCUGCUAUUACAACUGGACAAGCAUUAUUUAAUUUAUUUUCUGGGGUGAUGGAUCAGCAUAGUCUCAAUUGGAAGUCAUAUCUUGUGGGACAGUCAUUUGACGGCGCUGCUAGUAUGUCUGGGUGA